GACGGCGACGACUCGCGCGAAGAUAGUGUCAGAGCGACGCACAUUCACCGUAGCUGAUGGUAGCCCGUGAUUCCUCCUAUUGACCUUUCGUGCUUUUUCUCGUUUGAGACGACACGAGACGAAAAGUAUCGUAGUGUCGUGUGUUGCUAAAAAAAUAGAACGUUUAUUUGGAAGAGAGGAAGAGAAAAGAAAAAAAAAACCGAUCGGAAAAGCGAACGGCGUGAGGAUAAUGCGCGACUUCGACAGGACGAGAGUGUGAGAGUGCGGGGAUAAGUAAAGACGUUGAACCCGGUGUUUCUUGUCGCUGCGUCACGCCGUUGCAGAACGGAUGAACGCGGCUCUAUCCACGAACGUGUCGAUGUCGUUCGCGACACAUUGGCGAAUGGACGCGGAAUAAGAUAGGAAGUGAGUGUCCAGACGCCUUUCCUAACUGGUUCCUCGAGAGGACCAACACGCUCUUCAGCGCUGUCUCUUUGUUUUAUUUUACAUAUUUAAAUUUUCCUUUCCCUGGAAGCGCAGAAAACGCAGCUGAAGAAUGGGUCGAGCGAUACCAGUGCCUGGAUUUGUUCUCUGCGCCUCUUUCCCUACACUUUCUGCACUUUCCUUUGACAAUCGCUCCAUAGGAUUUCCUCUCACACUGGAUUUCUCCCCUUGCUGGAACAGCUGUCUGCCUGUGAACUGAUAUUUUCUUGCGCACUGCACUUUUAUGUUAUAUAUUUAUUACUGCGUGAUUGUGCACAGAGUAAAAAAAAAACAAGCGAAAGAGCACUCCAUGACAUUUUAUCGCACCCAUAUGCUAGAAUGAGAAUGAAUAUUCAAGAGAUUACCGAGAACGUCGUGAGGCGUGACAAUGUAAGACUUUAAGAUAGAAAACUUGUGUAGUGUCACCGACGACGAUAACGUUUGUAGCAGAUGAUGAGUUGUGCCCAUCGGAGACCAAUAAUACGCAUCUGUUCGAGAUAUCUGAUCAGUAAGGCCUGGGAUCGAUCCCAACGAGCAGGAGAGUUGACUGUAAUGUUUGUAAGCGAUCGCGCAUGAUUCGUGUAUUGACAAGAUAUUAUUGUAGACAAUGGAUCUCUGAGUUUGCUACAGAGUGAUUCCCUGAUGCACUUCUGGAUCAACAAACCGGCGGGCAGGUACUACGGCUUCACCGGCCGCCGAUACCCCGCCACACCUGUGCCGAAAUCACACAACCAAUGUCGGCGUGGCGGUGAACUUAGGCAAAUGGUGACUCCGGUGCAUCGAUUCCAAGGCCUCGCAAGUAAUCUCGCAGCCGGAAACGCAUCGCCAGCCGGACCUAGUAAUGUCAAUAAUUCUUGCCGAAACAUCGUCGCACGUUCAGCAACAUCUGUGCGAAUCCAUAACAACGAGAACCGUCACCACGGUUCGUCGUCGCUCAGCGCCGCCCAACUCGCCCAGCUGAACAACAUCCCCAACAAUGUCACCGAUGCCAGCAACAAUCAAUUGAUUCUGUCGAAUCCAACCGGCACGAAUGGUACAGACCGGAAUAGAAGCUUACUAACGGGGAGUGUCUUUGACUUACGGGAGGCCGAACUGGCCGGUUUCCGAUUGCGCUGUGGCAUCUGGUCUACUUUUGCUGUAGCAACAGUCUUCGUAGCAGCUGCAAAAUUCUAUUUCGGUUAUCGGGGGCCCGGUUUGGAAAUACUCGUGUUUUGCGGGUUGUUGAUAUUGCUAUUGUCCGCCUGCUUAUACUCGAUCUUCUGCAAGUAUCAUCGUGAAAGCCAUUAUCACCACAGCGGUCAGUCGGAGCAUAACGCUCGUAUGCAGGAGGAUCAUAUCCUUGAUGAACGAAUUCAGCGAUCGAUGAAUCAAUUGAUGAAUGUGUCUAGCAUCGGCGACAACGUUGUCAGUAGAGCAACGGCGACAGUACCGACAGUGAGGCAGAACCCACCUCCGCCGCCUUAUCACAUCGCCAUUUUAAUACCGCCGCCGUCACCACCACCACUCGCAUCCUCGGACGAGGCACCGCCACCCUCGUACGACAAGGUCAUGCGAUGAAAUCGCCAAUCCGACGACAUAAAAUCGAACUAGGACAACUCGUCUAAGAGUUCUUCCUUUGACAUUUUUGUGUCCGCUACGCAAGGCAGCACAAAUCAAUUCUUUAGGUUUAAGAAACCAUUCACGUCUGUGAUAAGAGCACAAUGAUGAUGACACAUCGAUAACACAUUGGGGGUUCAGUUCGGGGAAAGAAAAGAUUCACGCGGCAAUAUUUUUUAGUGGGCAUUACGGAGAAAGCCGCGCUCCGCCAAUAAAUUUCCGUUUGGUGCGGGUAAACUGUAUUCUAAUCUUUUUAUACUUUACUAUGAAACUGUGUGAUAUAUUUAACUUAGGUUUAGCUGCUCAGCGCGUUGUUGGAUACUUGGUCUCGAUCCAUUCAUUUAUUCUUCCGGUUAGGACUUCCGCAAGGGUGAUCGCUCACAUUCGAGCGGUUUCUUCGAUAUCUAUAUAUAAUUCUAAGAAUUCACUAUGUGAAUUAUGUUCGAUUACUUAAUUGUCUUUACGAUCUUAUAGAACGAUAUACAAAGAUGAUUAUUGUUACGUACACACAAAUAUACAUAUAUAUAUAUAUAUACAUAUAUGCGCAA
Messenger RNA from Solenopsis invicta (red fire ant), 2606 nucleotides. RefSeq lists its product as uncharacterized. The transcript is spliced from 6 exons. The record is from RefSeq and is a predicted model, not a curated record. NCBI's taxonomy places the organism in Eukaryota, Metazoa, Arthropoda, Insecta, Hymenoptera, Formicidae. Bases 1105 to 2019 code for a protein of 304 amino acids.